Molecule: messenger RNA, 2713 nt
Organism: Antechinus flavipes (yellow-footed antechinus)
Lineage: Eukaryota; Metazoa; Chordata; Mammalia; Dasyuromorphia; Dasyuridae
Gene: SLC6A2
Product: solute carrier family 6 member 2
Exons: 14
Coding region: 256-2154 (632 amino acids)
Biological process (GO): dopamine uptake involved in synaptic transmission; sodium ion transmembrane transport
Cellular component (GO): neuron projection; neuronal cell body membrane; plasma membrane
Molecular function (GO): norepinephrine:sodium symporter activity; neurotransmitter:sodium symporter activity; dopamine:sodium symporter activity
Source: RefSeq, a predicted model, not a curated record
CUGUUUUCAAACUUCCUCAGUAGAAGUGGUACCCUAUCCCUUUCUCUGAUUUUUUUCUCAUCUCUCGCGUUCAGUACUCCAUCUCCAGGACCCGGUUCCGUCCGAGGAGAGGCCCCCUACAAGGCGGAACGGCUCCGGUGACCGCCCGUCUCUCCUCCCUCUCUUCCUUCCCUUUUGUCUAAGCAGAGCCACCGCCCGCCCCGGCUCCGGCUGGAACUCGAACCCGGAUAGUCUAGUCCGAUCCCGGUCGCGUCCAUGCUCCCGGCCCGAAUGAAUCCGCAGGUGCAGCCAGAGUGCAGCGGGGCUGGCCAGGGUCCUGGGCAACUGAGGAACCAGCAGCCCCAGCAGCAGCUCCAAUCACCGUCACCUCUGCAACCCACUCGGAAAGCUGUGGAACUAGUGUUGGUGAAGAAGCAGAACGGGGUUCAGUGCGUCCUUGCGCCCCGAGGCGGGGAUUCGCAACCCCGAGAGACCUGGGGCAAGAAGAUCGAUUUUCUCCUGUCCGUGAUCGGUUUUGCGGUGGACCUGGCCAACGUUUGGCGUUUUCCCUACCUCUGCUACAAGAAUGGUGGCGGCGCUUUCCUAAUCCCAUAUACCCUGUUCCUCAUCAUUGCUGGGAUGCCUUUGUUCUACAUGGAAUUGGCUUUGGGUCAGUACAAUCGGGAAGGAGCUGCUACUGUGUGGAAAAUCUGCCCAUUUUUCAAAGGUGUUGGCUACGCUGUUAUCCUCAUUGCUCUCUAUGUGGGCUUCUACUACAAUGUCAUCAUUGCCUGGUCUCUCUACUACCUGUUCUCUUCAUUCACCCUUAAUCUUCCCUGGACCAAUUGUGACCACCCGUGGAACAGUCCGAACUGCACAGACUCCAAGUUUCUCAAUGGGUCUGUGCUAGGCAAUGGAACCAAAUACUCCAAGUACAAGAACACUCCGGCAGCUGAAUUCUAUGAGCGUGGUGUGCUCCACCUUCAUGAGAGCAAUGGGAUCCAUGACAUUGGCAUGCCUCAGUGGCAACUCUCUCUGUGCCUGAUGGUGGUCGUCAUCAUCCUCUUUUUCAGCUUGUGGAAAGGAGUGAAGACAUCAGGAAAGGUUGUUUGGAUCACAGCCACUUUGCCCUAUCUUGUACUCUUUGUGUUGCUGAUUCAUGGAAUCACUCUACCUGGAGCCUAUAAUGGAAUCACUGCUUACCUACACAUCGAUUUCCGAAGACUGAAGGAGGCCACAGUGUGGAUUGAUGCAGCCACUCAGAUAUUUUAUUCAUUAGGAGCUGGAUUUGGAGUUUUAAUUGCAUUUGCCAGUUACAACAAGUUUGACAACAAUUGUUACAGGGAUGCUCUGUUAACUAGCACCAUCAACUGUGUCACAAGUUUCAUUUCUGGGUUUGCCAUCUUUUCUAUACUGGGCUACAUGGCUCAUGAACACAAGGUUAAAAUUGAAGAUGUGGCAACAGAAGGUGCUGGCUUGGUGUUCAUCCUUUAUCCAGAAGCCAUCUCCACUUUAGCAGGAUCUACUUUCUGGGCCAUAGUAUUCUUCAUCAUGCUGUUGGCCCUGGGUAUCGAUAGCUCGAUGGGAGGUAUGGAGGCUGUCAUCACUGGCCUUGCAGAUGACUUCCAGAUCCUGAAGCGGCACAGGAAGCUUUUCACAUUUGCUGUUACCUUUGGCACCUUCCUGCUGGCUCUGUUUUGUAUCACUAAGGGUGGAAUAUAUGUGUUGACAUUGCUGGAUACUUUUGCUGCGGGAACCUCCAUUUUGUUUGCUGUUUUAAUGGAAGCCAUUGGUGUUUCAUGGUUCUAUGGUGUGGAUAGAUUCAGCAAUGAUAUUCAGCAGAUGAUGGGGUUCAAACCAGGACUCUACUGGAGACUCUGCUGGAAAUUUGUGAGCCCAGCCUUCCUAUUGUUUGUGGUGGUUGUCAGCAUCAUCAACUUUAAGCCCCUCACCUAUGAUGACUAUGUCUUCCCUUUGUGGGCCAACUGUGUGGGCUGGGGCAUUGCCCUUUCCUCCAUGGUGCUAGUGCCUGCCUACAUUAUCUACAAAUUCCUGAGCUUGAGGGGUUCUCUAAGAGAGCGACUGGCUUACUGCAUCACUCCAGAAAAUGAGCACCACCUUGUGGCACAAAGGAACGUCAGGCAGUUCAAGCUCCAACACUGGCUAGCCAUCUGAUUGUACUCAUCUAAGGAAGAACCCUAUUUUCUGUGCCACAUUUAAAUGGGAUUAGUGACAAUGUCAAGGUUACAGCCCUCUGGAUUGUAUUUCACCAGUUAUUCUUGAGUUGACCCACGGAUUGUCUUAAGGGAAAAGAAUUUUCCUAAAGAGUUCUUUUCUUUCAAUCAGUUACAAAUGAAUUCAAUGAAUCUGGUCUUUGUUUUCCUUUGAGCCACUGAUUUUAUGAACUAUUUCCUGAAAUAGAUUUGCUAAAGUUUAGUAGAAAUAUGGGAUGUAAAGGGAACUGGAAAGACUUGUAUUCCUUCCCUCAAUGCCUCUGUUACAUGGAGAAAAAUCAAGAUAAGAUAAUGUCUGUGACUAGCGCUGGUAAAUUCUUGUUUAAUGGUUACCACAUUAUUUUUGAGAUCAGGCUUCAGGGACAGUCAUGAGAGAAAGACAUUUAGAAGCUUGCUGCCAUCCCUAAUGUCUUACUGGGCCUAUUCUGCAUCCUUCUAAGUUAUAUGAUAUGAAUUGAUCUUUAAAUAUUCUUAGUCCUUCCCUUGGCUAAUAUUUUUGU